CGCGAGUGUUGUUUCCUCAAAGACAAGCGGGUGGGGGGGGGCGUGAAGGAAAAGGGAGAGCGCGAGGCGAGUGCGGGGAAGCAGACGACGGGCUCGAGGCAGCAGCAGCAGCAGCAGGAGGCGGAGACUGCGGCGGUGGCGGCCGUCGUCGUCGUCCCUUCCCCGCCCCUCAAGCUGAAGAGAGGGGGAUGAGCUGAGGGAUGCGGCGGCCCCGCCCGACCCACAGUGCUGCUGCUGUGAUAACCUAUUCACCCGUUCUAAAAAUGGCUUGCCGUUACUAAUGGGAAGACGUCCAAUAUGAGUGGAAGUGAUGUUGGGGGAAGAAGACGCUUUGAGGACAACGAACACACACUACACAUCUAUCCUGGUAACAUUGCUGAAGGGACCAUCUACUGUCCUGUUAUUGCUCGAAAAACUUCCACUGCUGCUGAGGUGAUAGACUCUCUCAUCAACAAACUUCAGCUGGACAAAACAAAAUGCUACGUCUUGGCAGAGGUGAAGGAGUUUGGUGGGGAAGAAUGGAUCCUCAACCCCACAGAUUGCCCUGUCCAACGCAUGAUGUUGUGGCCCCGUAUGGCCCUGGAGAACCGCUUGAGUGGGGAGGACUAUCGUUUUCUUUUACGGGAAAAGAAUCUAGAUGGGUCCAUACAUUAUGCCAGCCUUCAGUCCUGGCUGAGGGUAACGGAAGAGCGACGCAGGAUGGUGGAGCGUGGCUUCCUUCCUCAACCACAAUACAAGGACUAUGACGACUUGUGUGCUUUACCAGACUUAAAUGAGCGAACACUCUUAGAAAAUCUUAGAAAUCGCUUUAAACAAGAAAAGAUUUACACAUAUGUUGGGAGCAUACUAAUAGUUAUUAACCCAUUCAAAUUUCUUCCCAUUUACAACCCAAAGUAUGUCAAAAUGUAUGAUAACCACCAACUUGGGAAGCUGGAGCCCCACAUUUAUGCAGUAGCUGAUGUAGCGUACCAUGCGAUGCUUCAGCGUCGGAAGAACCAGUGCAUUGUCAUUUCUGGAGAAAGUGGGUCUGGGAAAACACAGAGCACAAACUUCCUGAUUCAUCACCUUACUGCUCUUAGCCAGAAGGGAUUUGCUAGUGGAGUAGAACAAAUCAUUCUUGGAGCUGGACCAGUACUCGAGGCAUUUGGGAAUGCAAAGACAGCACACAAUAACAACUCAAGUCGGUUUGGCAAGUUUAUCCAAGUGAAUUAUCAGGAGACUGGCACUGUGCGUGGAGCGUACGUAGAAAAAUAUCUACUGGAAAAAUCCAGACUAGUCUAUCAGGAACAUAAUGAGAGGAACUACCAUGUCUUUUAUUACCUUCUGGCGGGAGCAAGUGAAGAAGAAAGAUCAUCUUUUCACCUUAAACAACCUGAUGAAUAUCAUUAUCUUAAUCAGAUGACAAAGAAACCUCCCAAACAGAGCUGGGAUGACAGUUACUAUGACUCUGAGCCGCAGGACUGCUUCUCCGUUGAAGGGGAAGAUCUGAAGCAUGACUUCGAACGUUUGCAGCUUGCUAUGGAGAUGGUAGGCUUCCUUCCCAAGACUCGCAAACAGAUUUUUUCCCUGUUGUCAGCAAUACUCCACUUGGGUAAUAUCUGUUACAAAAAGAAAACAUACCGAGAUGAUUCCAUAGACAUCUGUAACCCAGAAGUAUUGCCUACUGUCUCAGAGCUACUGGAGGUGAAAGAAGAAAUGUUGUUUGAAGCACUAGUUACAAGAAAGACAGUGACUGUGGGAGAGAAGCUUGUAUUGCCAUAUAAACUGGCAGAGGCUGUUACAGUGAGGAAUUCCAUGGCUAAAUCAUUGUACAGUGCCCUGUUUGAUUGGAUAGUUUUUAGAAUUAAUCAUGCACUUUUGAAUACCAAGGACUUGGAGGAGAGCACCAAGACUUUGUCCAUUGGAGUACUUGAUAUUUUUGGGUUUGAAGAUUAUGAAAGUAAUAGCUUUGAACAAUUCUGCAUUAAUUUUGCAAAUGAACGUUUACAGCACUACUUUAAUCAGCACAUCUUUAAACUGGAGCAAGAGGAAUACAGACUUGAAGGCAUCAGCUGGCAUAACAUAGAUUACAUAGACAACACUGGUUGCAUAAACCUCAUCAGCAAAAAGCCAACAGGAUUGCUCCAUCUGCUGGAUGAGGAAAGCAACUUCCCACAAGCCACAAAUCAAACGCUGCUAGACAAGUUUAAGCGUCAGCACGAAGGGAACCCCUACAUUGAAUUUCCAACAGUAAUGGAGCCUGCCUUUAUCAUAAAACACUACGCUGGAAAAGUUAAAUAUGGUGUGAAGGAUUUUCGGGAGAAAAAUACAGAUCAUAUGAGACCAGACAUAGUUGCUCUCCUAAGAAGCAGCAAGAGUGCCUUUAUCUGUGGAAUGAUAGGGAUUGAUCCUGUGGCUGUGUUCCGCUGGGCAGUCCUCAGAGCUUUCUUCAGAGCUGUGGUUACAUUUAGGGAAGCAGGAAGGAGGUACAUUGAGAAGAAAACCGGGCAUGAUGAUGCGGUUUUGAAAAGUGUGGAUAGUUUUAGCUUUCUCCAUCACCCAGUUCAUCAGAGGAGCUUAGAGAUCCUGCAAAGAUGCAAGGAGGAGAAGUACAGUAUUGCCCGGAAACGUCCAAGAACACCCCUUUCAGAUCUGCAGGGAGUGAACACUAUCAAUGAGAAAAGCCAACGGGAUACAUAUGGAGUUGGCUGGAAUAGCAGGAUGGGUAUCCGGCCAAACAGACUCUCCAGCCAUGGCAGUUUCCUUGACAAAGAUGGGAUAUUUGUGAAUUCGACUAACAGCAAGCUCCUAGAGAGAGCCCAUGGCAUUCUCAUGCGAAACAAAAACUUCAAAGCCAAGCCUAAUCUUCCAAAGCACUUGCUGGAGGUGAAAUCAUUGAAGCACCUGACAAACCUGACGCUGCAUGAUCGUAUCACAAAGUCUCUUCUCCAUCUUCACAAGAAGAAGAAGCCCCCAAGCAUCAGUGCACAGUUCCAGGCUUCACUUACCAAAUUGAUGGAGACGCUUGGCCAAGCGGAGCCCUAUUUUGUCAAGUGCAUUCGCUCUAAUGCUGAUAAGCUUCCCCUGAGAUUUAGUGAUAACCUGGUGCUUCGGCAGUUACGGUACACAGGAAUGCUGGAGACGGUGCACAUUCGGCAGUCAGGAUACAGCUGCAAAUAUUCCUUCCAGGACUUUGUAGACCAUUUCCAUGUUCUUCUCCCACGAGGCACAAUUCCAUCUAAGCAAAAUAUCCAAGAUUUCUUCAGGAAAACAAAGACAAGUCCUGAGAAUUAUCAAGUUGGGAGGACAAUGGUUUUCAUGAAGGAGCAGGAACGGCAGCUUUUACAGGAUCUACUGCACCAGGAGGUAUUGCAAAGGAUCACUCUGUUGCAGAGUUGGUUCCGCACUAUGCUCUAUAGAAGGCAAUAUCUGAACAUGAGACAGGCAGCUGUGAUCAUACAGAGUUACUGGCGUUGUUAUCAAAGAAGGAAACAAGUGGAGGCAGAAGAAUCCCUGAAUGAUUCCAUCUUUUUAGGCAAGGCAGCAGUUGUUCUUCAGUCCUGCUGGCGUGGCUAUGUAGCAAGGCGAAGGUUCCAGCAAGUGAAGGUGGCAAGCUUUGUUAUCCAGAGCUGCUGGCGCGAGUGCUUGAGGCGCAGGCAUGCCGCAGCAACUUCCAUUCAGGCAAAGUGGCGAAGCUACCACACCAGGAAUCUCUACAAGGCCAAGAGGAACAAAGUCAUUUUGUUGCAAGCUGCAUACAGAGGACACAGAACACGCCUCAGGUAUAGGACUUUGAAAGAGCAAAGAUCAAGAGAAACACCCUUGCGAAAUGGACUAACAGUGAAAGAAGCGGAUGGACUGGAGUCAGAGGACAGUUUGGAUAUUAAGGGUUCAGAUCCUUCUGAAUGGGAAGAUUGUUCAUUUGAAGAGAGGGUGAGAGCUGUAGAAGAGCAUAAAUCGGUGAUAGAAAAUAGAGUAGGUCAGACUGAUCUCUCAGAUAAUUCUGGGACUUUUAACAAUAAACACCACGAGAGAGCAAACAGCCAGAGUGGUGUGAGCAUGGAAGAGCAAGUUGUUGUGCGAGAGAGACCCAAGUCACUGGAAGAUCUCAACCAAAAAAAAGGUGUGCGGGCAAAACGUGAGAGCCGUCGAAUGCGUGAAUUAGAACAGGCAAUUUUCAGUUUGGAGCUGCUUAAAGUCCGGUCCACUGGUGGAGCAUCUCCCUCAGAGGAGCACCAGUGGUCCUCAGAGUUAUUGUCUGAAAGCAUGCAGUCUCCCCAGGACACUCCAGAGAGUGAAAGCUCUCAGGGAAGCCUUGAGAUGCUAAGCCAUGAGGAUACUCAUAAGAGCAAACGGGACCCUAUGUUGCCACCGGAGCACAAUAUCCAGUCUGUUCCCAGAGACCCGUUGCCAGAUAGCCCUCAGUCUGAUGCUUAUCAAGGCAUUCCCAUCCACGGUGCUGAUAUAAAUAGAAACGUGUCCGAGAGAAAAAGAUCUAUCUCAGGUUCUGAGUUGCCAGAGUGUCUUUCUACUAAAGAGCGAUUGGCCUGCGAUUCCCAUAUUCUCUAUAACUUGCACACAAGAGAGCCUCUGAUUUCAAGCAGUCUGCCUACUUUUUACUUACCACCACAGGACAGUCUGAAAUCAGGACAUUCAGUGAUGGAGAAUAACCUGAGGAACAAAUGCAUGGAUGUAGGGGGCAAAUCAUCGCUCCUGGAUGCCAAGCAGGGUCCUGAAUUGGCAAGCUCAGGCCAGGGUAGAGUCUUUCAUGAGGAAUAUCGGCCUUCCUUCAGUGGAGAAGAGGGUCCAGUUUUUCCUCCUCCAGAAGUGCUGCCCUCCGACUCAGUUAUCAAGAAGCUAGAGAAACUGAAUGUGGAGAAGGAAGAACGCCGGAAACAAAAGCAGCUACAAAAUGAGAGAGAGAUGAUGGAGCAGAUUCGGCUGCAAAAGGACAUUUUGGGAAAACAACGUAAAGUUUUUGAAGAGCGUGAGAAGCAGGAAAAUGAGCAGAAUAGGAUCAGGGAGUCCUCCCAAGGAGCCUGUCUUAGGUCACCAAAGAGAUCAGAGAGGCCUCAGUCUCUCAACACUGUGAAUCCACAGGACCAAGAGAGUCUUACAAGUAAUACAGAACCCACCUCAUCAGUGGAUAUUAAAGGUCUUACUGUCUUAAAUAAAAGAAGCCCACCUGCUCACCGGACAACCCAGAAGGAGAGAACUAUCAUUAUGAUCCUGGAGGGAAAGGAAGGUCCGACUCCAAUUGUCCAGGAAUCUCCUGGAAUAGAAAAGCUGAAUUCACAAACAGCGGCUGAAUCUAAGCAACCGACAAGAAAAGAGCGGUUCAGAUUGCCUCGAAUUCCGAGCCAAGGCACUGAAAGCACUUCCAGUGAAAUCAGAACUGGUUCCAUUUUCUUUACUCCAAAGGACAGUCAUAUGGGCAUUAACAAAGAAUCUUCAGCACAUCAGAUUCUUUCAAAAGAAGAGCAUAAAAAGCCAGUAAAGGUUCCUGGGCCAAGCAGUGGGGAGCAGGUUGCCAGACCGGCCCAUAAAAAGAAGGCCCGCAUGGCACGAACACGCUCCGAUUUCUUGACUAGAGGUGCUUUUGCGGAUUGGGAGGGGGAUACGGAGGAAGAGGAUUGCGAUGACAGUUUUGAAUUCCUUCUCUCCCUUGACCAACCUCCUCACCCUGAGUCCGGGUGUGCAGACAGGCUUGGGCACCCCUGUCACAGUGACUCUGAAAUGAUGCUGCAGCGUUUUACAUCGAGUGAAGGCCAAGCAAAGCUUCACAAAACCAUGUCUCAAGGAGAGAUCGGAAAACUGGCAGCUGCACAGAAGAAUGUAGCUACAGAUGGAAGACCUCAAAGAGCCAAGAUGAGAUUUUGGGGCAAAGGGAGACAGGGGGAGAAGAAAACAAGUCGAGAGAAGCUUGCUACCCAGUCAGAGCUGCUGGAGCUGUGUCCAGAUCAAGAUUCAUCAGGCACAGAGAUGAUUUCAGGCCUACAGCUGGAAGAAGAACUGGGUCAACAUCACCUGACUCCCCCAAGGAGUCCCGAAUUUUCUGGCAUCUAUCGAAGGGAAUGUAAGGAAAACAAAGAACCAUCUCCCAAGGUGAAGCGCAAGCGUAGCCUGAAAAUCAGCAAUGUGGUGAUGGAGCCUGCACAGUGGCAGAAUGAUGCUCUUCAGAUCAUAACCACUGCCAGUGACUUGAAAAGCAUGGAUGAAUUCCUCUUGAAAAAGAUGAAUGAUCUGGAUAGUGAAGACUGUAAGAAGGAUACACUGGUGGAUGUUGUGUUUAAAAAAGCUUUGAAGGAAUUCCGGCAAAAUAUCUUCAGUUGCUACUCUUCAGCUUUAGCAAUGGGUGAUGGAAAAAGCAUCCGGUACAAAGACUUGCAUGCCCUCUUUGAACAAAUUCUGGAGAAAACUAUGAGGCUUGAACAGAGAGACUGGAGUGAAUCACCUGUCCGUGUCUGGGUCAAUACUUUCAAAGUGUUUUUGGAUGAAUAUAUGACAGAAUACAUGCCUCUGGAUUACACUGCCUCAAAGGUGACCAAAACUGAAAGAAAGAAGAGAAGGAAGAAGGAAGCAGAUGUUGUAGAAGAACACAAUGGUCAUAUUUUUAAGGCCACUCAGUACAGCAUCCCCACCUACUGUGAAUUCUGUUCUUCUCUGAUAUGGAUCAUGGACAGGGCCUCCGUCUGUAAAUUGUGUAAGUAUGCUUGCCACAGAAAAUGCUGUCUGAAAACCACGACCAAGUGCUCCAAAAAGUAUGACCCUGAGCUUUCCUCGCGGCAAUUUGGGGUCGAGCUCUCCCGUCUGACCAGUGAAGAGCGAACGGUGCCAUUGGUAUUUGAGAAGCUCACCAGCUAUAUAGAAAUGCAUGCGUUGUACACAGAGGGCAUUUACCGGAAAUCUGGAUCAACCAAUAAAAUCAAAGAGCUGCGGCAAGGACUUGACACAGAUAUUGAGAGUGUGAGUCUGGAUGACUACAAUAUUCAUGUGAUUGCCAGUGUGUUCAAACAGUGGCUGCGGGAUUUGCCUAAUCCUCUCAUGACAUUUGAACUCUAUGAAGAAUUUCUGCGAGCUAUGGGCUUGCAAGAGAGGAAGGAGGCCAUCCGUGGGGUGUACUCUGUCAUCGAUCAGCUUUCUCGCACACAUCUCAAUACCUUGGAACGACUGAUCUUUCACCUUGUCAGGAUUGCCCUGCAAGAGGAGACCAACCGCAUGUCAGCUAAUGCCUUGGCCAUUGUGUUUGCCCCCUGUAUUCUCCGUUGUCCAGACACCACGGAUCCUCUGCAGAGUGCUCAGGAUGUCAGUAAAACUAUCAGCUGUGUGGAGUUGAUUGUUGUGGAGCAGAUGAAUAAAUAUCGGGCUCGCCUCAAGGACAUCAGCAGCCUCGAGUUUGCAGAGAACAAAGCCAAGAGCCGACUGUCACUGAUCCGCAGGUCUAUGAAACCCGUACUAAUUGCCGUUAGAUUUAUGAGCAUAACCCGCAGCUCAAUCCCGGGUAAAGGUCGCCUACGCCGAGGAACCUACCCAAGCCCUACAUCACCGGCUGCAGUCCGACUGCCUUCUGUGUCAGAUGUUCCUGAAGAGGCACUGAGCAGUGAAGAGACCAUGGAGAUGGAUGCCACAGAACAGCAGCAAGUUGCCAUGCAGCAAGAGGAGAGGGUGCUGACUGAGCAGAUUGAGAGCCUGCAGAAAGAGAAGGAAGAGUUAACUUUUGAGAUGCUGGCACUGGAGCCACGAGCCUCUGAUGAUGAGACUCUAGAGUCAGAGGCCUCCAUUGGCACUGCAGACAGCUCUGAAAACCUGAAUGUUGAUUCUGAAGGCGCCAUCUCGGACAAAACAGAGAGAAGUUUGACGCCUGCCUCAGUGAGAUCCAUCAAAGCAGAGCCCACCACCACCAAAUCCCGAAGGUAUCUGAGGAAGCAGCAGGAGUCUAUAGACUCGAUGGACACCUCUGUUUCUUCUCCAUCCCUGUCUCCCUCCUCCUCCUCCUCCUGCUUACCUCACGUCACUAGGAAACGAUUUCAGAUAUACUCGAAAUCGCCUUUCUACCGGGCAGUUCCCUCUGGGGGUGCCACAGCACUCGAGAGAUCACCAGGGCAUGUGAAGGGUCUGGAUGACAGGCCACAGUUCACCACCAGAGGGACUUUCAAUCCCGAGAAGGGCAAGCAGAAACUGAAGAAUGUGAAAAAUUCUCCCCCCAAAGCCAAAGAGCUCCCAGAGGGGGCUGCUGGGACAGGCCGGAAGAGACACCCUGAUUCUGCUGAUUUCAAUAGUCCACAGCAGCUGGUGCUUCUUGGAAAUAAUGAGUUCAUGGUGUGAGCUGGUCAGUGACAGCCAAGGGGACAGCAUCUCAUCCUCGCCAUUUUCCUUGCACAUCAGUACCACCUGCAGCCACCGCCUCCAUUGUAGAACUGCUGCCAGUCACCCAAGUCAGCUUAUCCCCUUUCAUCGAUCGGGAUUCCCAUGUUGCAUUGCCGGUGCCGAAGAGAGGAGGCAGUCGCUUGACGAAAACCAGUGGAGGAAGGUUCAGCUGUGGCCUUAGUUGUCUUUCACUUUUUGGAGCUCAGAACUUGCUUGGCACGCCAGACGGGGAAUUUGUAGUGAGACUAGUGAAGCUGGUGAGCCAUUCUUACACUUACCCUAGCUCCAUCUUUGUGGAAAAGGGACCGUGUGAGCCGGUGGGACAGUUGGAUUUCAGGGAGCUGCUCUUGACCCUGAUUGUCAAAGCUGCUGACUUUGGGGUUGAGUUUUUGCACUGGGAUUAUAAGCAUGAACCUUCUUAGAAGGAACUACAGCAAAGAGGAGGCUGAGCCCUUUGUUCAGAACUAUUUAUAAUGCACUCCAUGGUGUUGUCAAAUGCUAGAAAUGUGCUCAUUCCCAUUCAAGCACUUCUCAGACAACCCCCAGGACCAUUCCUGUGGUGGAAAAGAGAUUGGUCUGGGAUUUUAUUCCGUUGUUGACAAUGUCAGAAUAACCAAUGCCAGUUUGAUUCCAGGUAGGUCAAAGCCAAAUAUCUGUGCUAAAUUUUCAGUAGCCAUAACCAUGACAAGUGUCCUGUGGUCAAGACACAGGAUAGGAUUCCCAAAAGAAAAAGAAAAAUAGGAAUAGCACCCUUUGUCUUUCUGACUUCAUCCCAGACGCUCUGUGCUACUAGCGGAGCAAAAAACUCCACAGCAGGCCGUGACAGGCAAGAAAAGGUCACACUCUCUCAAACUGUUUUACUCAUGCAACAUAUGUGGAGAAGCAGUCAGAGAGGCCACGGUCCAAAUCAGUUUUAUUUAAAAUGUGAUUUGAUAUCACUUUUCUCACUCUGAACGUCAGUAUUAAACAAAGACAUAAAGAAAUCAGAGACUACUUGAAGCUCUUUGUUAGUAUUAUGGUUACUGAAGUUCAAUGUAAAUAAAACUUUUUAUGGGUUUUUUUUUAAACUUUUUUUCCACAAUGUGGGACGUUUAAGCCAGGAAGGUAAAGGGAGGGAAGGGAAGGAAUAUUAGAACUAGAUCUGAGGUCUUUGCAAUACAGAACAACAAAACAUCAUUUUUCAUUCUGGUAUCUCAUCAGGUAAUUCUGCUAAGACCUGGAGUUUGAUCAUCCAGGAGUUCAUCAUUGUGAUUGCAUUGCUGUGAAUGUGGGAAGGGCUCCUCCUUUUAAUUUGGACAGUAGGGCAUAUGUCUAGAAAAGAUUGUCUUUCUAGAAGAACCCUUUUUCAGAGCCUCUGAUUGCACCAUUGUCUUGUUACAACUGCAUGGCCAAGGAGUUUGAGUGGGAUGAAGGGGCUGUUCAUCUAGCUAUCUUUUUGUGCCACCCACACACAAUGCAGCUGCAUUUUUUUAAAAAUACCCCUUUUGAAAUGUAAGAUGAGCACUCUUAUCAGGGCACUUUGAUGUCCUAUGCAACCAAUUUGCACCUUUAGUUCGAUUAACAAGCAGCAGAUCCUGACCUAUGUCUGUUUUGCAGUCUGUGGGGGAUGAUUGAAAAGAAGUGGCAGUUUAGUGGUUCAACAACUGCUCAAAAUAUGCUUUGAGGUCCUUUAAAUUCCAGAGGAGACUGGAAAGGCUUGCCCACUGCCACUGAUGGCAUGAAAGUUGCAACUGGAACCUAGUUUUCAAUGCUCUGGUACUGUCUAGGGUCAGAUCUUAGUGCACUCAGCCAUGGUUGGACUGCUUUUGUAAGUCAAGAAAAUCUGUAAUAAAGUUGAGUUCAAUCAGUAGCAUCUCCAUUAUCCAGAAUGGGAAGCAUUGCUCUCAAGCGGCCUUAUUAUAGAAUUCAAGCUGUCCCUUGAAUUAUUUUGGAUGGUGCUUGCUGUAUUAAGUCUAUAAACAUUUUCUAGCUGCUGAUGGAGGAAUCCCAACUUUGUCCUUCCUGCUUCAAGUCAGAUUGUCCCUCAGGAGAUUGCUUGGUUCCGGAGCCCUGCCAAUAUGGUUUCGCAAGGAUCAAUCACCUUGGGGUCUUUCUCUGCUCAGGAGUGAAUACUUCUUAGGCAUCUCUACAGCUGGAAUUCUCAUCACUGUCGGGGUGAUUUUCCAGCUUGCUCUUUUUAAAAAAAAUGCUUCUAAGCACCUUGCCUUUCUUAUCCGAUCAAAUCCUGCUGCAUUAAUUUCUGUUAACAGGUCAGAAAGUGGCUCUUGGGACCAUCCCAUUCACCAAACAUGCUUGUACGAACCUAAGCAGGGUCUGGUUUGUGUCUCAAGAAAUAUCUCACUUCCACCCGGAGUCUUGGCCAGUGAGGGGAUAUACUCAGUAUCUUUGAAAGCUCCCCACAGUUCCAGCAGGCUUUUUCAUGGGCUCAGGUCCAUGAUUUGUUACAGUUCUGACAAGCUCUGAUAAAGGGGAAAGGAACUCUCCCUAGUAGGGGUUAGUGAGCAGCAAGAUCAUGGAUCUAGUCCAAACCGCCAAGACCCACUUUUCUUGGAGCUGGAAAUGCCAGCCUCCUCUGCAGUCCAAACAAGUUGAAGCCUAAGCUAUACUCUCCUCCCCUCCACCCUUAUCCCCAAACCUCAUGAUACAGUCAGCACAUUUCACAUGCACUCACUAGCUGCUCAUUUCUGUUUCAGCCAUCCUUGCAAGUGCACAAAGAUGCUAUCUUUGGAAACUUGUCUCCUCCUGAGCCUGAUUUCCAUCCUCUGAAAAGAAUCCUCAGCCAGUUUCUGCGCUGGAAAGUGCUGGGCUUUGCAUACACUCCAAGGGUCUGGUUCCCUUUUCUUCCAAUGCAAGGCCAGCAGUGGCGUGGGGGGAGACAGUAGUAUCUUUUGGUUUCAGUUGUUGAGCUAUUUUGAAGACGGACAACAGGAAGAAGAGUCUCUAGCUCCAUUUCCCGUCCACGUUUCUGCCUGAUGCCUGUCUUCCAGACCCCAGUGUCUCUCUCUCUCUCCUUCCUUCCUUCUCUCCUUCCCUGUCCUGCCCCUGUACAGCCUUUAAGCAAAUGAGAUCUUGAAUUUAUUCCACUCAUGGUAUUAAGUGAAUGUACUCACCACUAGGAAGGACAUUGGCUGCAUAUAGUUAUUUUUAAUGGAAAUUUUUAAAGUAAUUUAUAAGUAUACUGAGUGUAAAUUUUAAAAGCAGACUAUGUAUUGUAAAAGGAUAUAUUGUCCUGUGUCAUUCUCUAUAAAUUUUACCUGUUAAAGAGGAAUUCUAUCAAGGAAAAAAUGCUUUAUUUUGCUCACUGAGCCGGGCUGGCGUGAGGUUACGCCAUCGGCUGACACGCUGUAAUUUUCAUGUCUGGAACGUUCUCUUUAAUUUUUUUUAUUGUCCGGUUUUAUUUUUACCUUUUCUGGAACAAGGCCGUCAUAUUUAAAGUGCAAUUUGUGUAAUAUUUCGUAAAUAUAAUACUAUAUGGCUGUACAAAGACAACUUUAUGAACAAAUAACCCCUAGCUUAUUAAAGAACAAAGCAUUGAAAAGUAAA
Messenger RNA from Hemicordylus capensis (graceful crag lizard), 11889 nucleotides. It is a transcript of the gene MYO9A, whose product is annotated as myosin IXA. Gene Ontology annotation, cellular component: myosin complex. The coding region runs from base 298 to 8304 and encodes 2668 amino acids. NCBI's taxonomy places the organism in Eukaryota, Metazoa, Chordata, Lepidosauria, Squamata, Cordylidae. Gene Ontology annotation, molecular function: GTPase activator activity; microfilament motor activity; protein binding. The transcript has 44 exons. The record is from RefSeq and is a predicted model, not a curated record. Gene Ontology annotation, biological process: intracellular signal transduction; positive regulation of GTPase activity.